Molecule: messenger RNA, 2163 nt
Organism: Phalaenopsis equestris
Lineage: Eukaryota; Viridiplantae; Streptophyta; Magnoliopsida; Asparagales; Orchidaceae
Product: pentatricopeptide repeat-containing protein At1g05670, mitochondrial-like
Exons: 6
Coding region: 30-1562 (510 amino acids)
Molecular function (GO): protein binding
Source: RefSeq, a predicted model, not a curated record
UGUUCCGGUUCAAAUUUAGGGGCCGUAGAAUGUUUGCGGCUUCUGCAAAAAUCUCUUCUUUUCCCUCCCUUAUCUGUACUUACCUCCUUCGAUCUAUCAACCGAUCUCUCUUUCCUCCUCUCCCGCUCCGUAGUCUCUCCGACGGCCGCUCCAUCCGCACAAUCCGCCAUGAAAUACCUGCACCCAACUCGACUCGCUCCCUCAACCUCGCCCUCAUUUCCCUUUCCAACUCCCGCCAAUUCGACUCAGCUGUAGCCCUCUAUUUCUCUGCGCGCUGCUCGAGCAUCUCUCCCGACUUCACCACUCUCAACAUUAUCAUCAACUGUUGCUCGGAGACAGGCCGCUCGAAUCUCGCACUUCAGCUGUUUGACGAUAUUACUCAACGAGGAUACACUGCCAACGUUGUCACAUUCACGACUUUGAUCAAAGCCCUCUGCAGAGAAGGUAAGAUCUCUAAAGCUUUCGAAAUAUUGGAGCAGAUGAAGGCGAAUGGACCGAGCCCCAACAGCUUUACAUAUGGAGUGCUUAUCGGCUCUGUGUGUGGCCGCUUGGAUUACGAGAAAGCUCUUGUUUUGAUUCGUGAAAUGUUGGGAUUUGGAUUGGAGCCAAGCGAGUUUAGUUAUAACCUUGUUCUGAGUGGUUUGUGCAAGAAAGGUAUGAUCUUGGCUGCUGAAAUGCUUUAUGGGAGGAUGAUUAGAGUGGGAAUUAAGGGGAAUUUAGUUUCUUAUACCAGCUUUAUUGAUGGUUUUUGUAGAGAGAGGAAGCUGGUCGAAGCUAAGAAGAUGUUCUCUGAGAUGCAAAAGAAUGGUGUUCACCUGGAUAUUUUGACAUAUAACUCUUUAAUUCAUGGUUACUGUGAUAAUGGGCAGUUAGAAGAUGGUAUGGAAAUGUUAACAUACAUGGCUUCCUCUGGUCUUCGCCCCAAUGUUAACACAUUCACUAUAAUAAUUAACGGACUUUGCAAAAAGGGUAGAAUGGAUGAGGCUCUCAGAGUUUUAGAUUUAAUGAUUCAAGAAGAUGUAAAUCCUGAUAAGUUCAUUUAUAGUAUUUUGGUUGAUAGUUUAUGUAAAGAAGGGAGAUUGGAGGAUGCUCUUCAGCUUAUUCAUCGGACUGAGGAGAGUGGGUUAGAAAAUGAUGUUGUUGCUUACAAUUGUUUAAUUGAUGGGUAUUGUAAAAUGGGGGAUAUGGAGGGCGCCAAAAGAAUUUUUGAUGGAAUCAUGAAGAAAGGGCUUCAGCCUAGUGUUAUUACAUAUAAUGCAUUUAUGGAUGGAUUCUGCAAAAUUGGGAAAAGUGAGGUUGCAGAAGCAUUGUUAUUGGAUAUGGAGAAGAGUGGGAUUUCGCCAGAUGUGAUUACUUAUACUACAUUGAUUUGCGGACUUUGCAAAGAAGGAAAUUUUGAUAAAGCUGCUUCUUUUGUGGAUGAAAUGGUUUCCAAGGGACAAAUUCCUGAUGCUGUCACCUACAAAAUUGUUUUGGAUGGGAUUGCUAGAAAAUGCACGAUUGAUUGCGCUGAAAACUUUGAGCAUUUUUCAAGCGAACUGAGAAAGAAAGCAAAAUCAUGACAUUAAACAUGUAAUGGCCAUUGAAGCAUUGCAUAAGGGCGGGGGUUCCCUUAAACACUGAACUUUUUGGCUAAAGUUGCAAUUGCGUGGAAGAGGAUACAUAAUUCAGAGUUGUUUUAAAUUUUUUUUGCAGAAUUGGCCCCAAGCUUGUGUCAAAUACAUUGAGUUCAGAAAUAACUAAACAGUUUAAAAGCUGCUGAACUUCCUUCUUUUACAAGUACUGCUGAUCAUUCAGAUGUAGGAGAAAGAACCUUCAAAGCUUUAGACAUACAAAAAACUGGUCCUGAUUGAACUGCUAGCUUCAAGCAAAGGUGAGCUUCACGUGGGCACCCGCUUCUCACGCUUUGAAGAACCGAAACAAAGCGGUCGGUCAGGUUCGCAGUUUAGCUAGAGAGAAUAAAGGAAACUAUUAGAAAUGUUUGAAAUUUUAAUUUGUAGCUUCAACCUCUAUGUUAUCUUCAACUAAGCUCUCUUAUCAGGCAUUGGCGAUUCCAGACAUCCAAGCUUCAAGUUACUUCAAUCAUAUUAUCCUUAAUGUAUAUUUUAUGUUAUUCUGAACAUUUGAAUGUUUUUUUAUCAAAGAAAUAGAAAAAAAAGAAAA